CGAACCCGGGCCUCUGCAAUGAGAGAGCGAAACAGAAUCUGAACAGGAAUAUAGGUGGUAUAAAAUUUUAUUACGAACAGCUAAGUCACUGAGCUCCUACUUACUUAAUUUCCAGCAUUUGGCAGAUUCCCUUAUCAAGAGAUCUUACAUCUGAUCUAAUGUUAAUCCGACCAUGCAGCAACUGACUAGGAUUUGAUCUUAAAACCUUCCAGUUACAAAAGUUCACUGUAUUUACAUCGGAAUGUAUAGCAACUGAUCAGUGUAUAAACCAUGCAGCUGUGCUCUCACUCCAGAUGUUUUUCGGGGUCAGAUUUCUCAGCUCGGGGCGGAACUAACAGCGAAUCCAACAGCAAGCAGAGAUCCGCUAUAAGGAUACACAACAGUCUCUACAAUAUUAAUCUAUUUACAAGUGUCUUCUCUGUACACUUCAUUUAAUACAGGAUAAGCAAAUAUGGCGGAAGAAAGUGAGAUAGAAAGUAUUGUCCCUAGUGCCCUCAACACAGGGACUGAACCAGGACCCCUAGUGGAGGUGAAGUUUCAGAAAAACACCUAUCAAACCCAGAAGUACCUGGAGGCAGAACCAAAAGCUUUAGGGGUAACACAGAUUAUGCUGGGUCUCUUUAUCAUGAGUAUCAUGUUAUUUAUCACUGAUUAUUUUGACGGCAAGAUCAUCCAUGCUGUCUCUUCCUCGGCUAACAUAAUAGCUGGUAGUGUGGCAGUAGCAGCAAGGAAUCUUCACCUUCCUAGACUGAAAGCCUGCUUGGGGCUGCAGGUUGUGGUGUGUGUGGCAUCAUUGGUCAGCAUCCUACACAACUUGGGUGAAAUGGGACAUUAUCCUGUUAUUAACUUCUGCUGGCAGGAAGAGCUGAAUAGCACAGACACAGACAAAAACACAGACACACAAACAAUGGACAUGUGUGACAGGCUUUGGUUCAUUGCUGAGGAUAUCAGAGGAAUAGAGAUGCUUGUGCAGCUGACUCAGAUUGCUCUCUCUGCCACCUUGGCUGCCUUCUGCUGCAAAGUAAUUCAGUGCUGCUCACCAAGGAAUAAUGUGCCUGUUAUUGUGGUGAACACAAUCCCCGGGUCCACAGUGAAGGCAGAGUCACAACCCAUUUAACUACAGCUUUAUUUUUACACACAUACUUUAUAAAUGUACUUACAUUUACUAAUACUGGCAUAUGGUUACAUGUAUACAGUCUUAAAAGCAACAUCCUUAGCUAUAAAAUAGUAUGUUAUAUAAAAACAA
This is a messenger RNA of Tachysurus vachellii, 1246 nucleotides long. RefSeq lists its product as uncharacterized. The record is from RefSeq and is a predicted model, not a curated record. The coding region runs from base 452 to 1117 and encodes 221 amino acids. The transcript is spliced from 7 exons. NCBI's taxonomy places the organism in Eukaryota, Metazoa, Chordata, Actinopteri, Siluriformes, Bagridae.